UCGAAGAUACCAAUAAUUGCUAAACAAAGAAAUCGAAACCAGUCAUUCUGACUGGUACGGUAGUUCUAGUGUUAAGUUUCUAGAAACUUUUCCCAUAAAACUGCAUCGAAGUCUUGAAUACUGGAAAAGAAGGAAACCACAUAUCAACCUCUCGUUAAUUUAAAUAAUAAAAUUAUUUGUCGCUGCCGAUUUCAGAUGAUAAAGCUCGAUGUCGCCAUUGCGACGACAUUCGACCGCAAAAGGUUAAGAUAUACACCGUAGUGUAUAUCUUAUUGACCUCUUCAUAUUUUCUUUGGUCCUUUAUCUCUCAUUCUCUCUCCUUUUCUGUCAUUCUUACUGUUUUCCUUAACCAUUCGAUUGCAUCUUCUCUUAUUUCCCGCAAUGUUCCCUCCGCACUAAGAUUUCUUCCGCAGUUGUGCAAUCUUCCACCAGAUGUGUAAUUUAUCUGUUAUCUGACCCGUAUAUCCUGCAUUUUCUCGUCUCUCGGAAACCUGUUCUCUUCCACAUUUCCGUGUCUCGUCCUGGCCGUCAAUCUACGCGGGAUCAUAAAUUAUUCUAUAAUUCAUCCUAACGUUACAUUAACGACUGAGAAGUCUGAAAUGUAUGGAAACGAUAAAGGGAUUAUACAACGCAAGAUACCGCGCGAUUUCAGCACACUAUCAGCUUCUCGAGUCUCGAAACGUUGAAGUUCUCUCGCGCGAGAAAGAAAAGUUAUAAUUAAAAGAAAUCAUCGGUUGAUGAAGAACGAGGCUCGACAGAAGAUUUUGCUUUCGUGGGAACGCGCGAUCGCAUGCCAUCGGCGAAUUUCCGCGAAAUUGAACGCCCGACUCGCGUGUAAUCGGAUCGACUUAUCGCUGAGAAUCGAGCGACGAUUUUAAAGUAGUGGUAUCUCGUUGCUCGUCGCGAGUCCAAACACGUACAUCCGCAACAUCAAUGCGAUCAUCAGUGGAGAAAUUCGCUGAACGCAUUCGCUGCUGCUGGACUGCUUGGAAACGAGUAUAAUAAAAGGCAACGUUCAGCUGCUAUUCCCAAAGCCAGGAUACGUAGAGAUAGAUCCUGACGAGCUAUGGAGGGCUAUAGUAAAAGUGAUCAAGGAUACCAUAGAAGCCAGCGGAAUCAAACCGGAAUCGAUCGCCUGCCUUGGGAUCUCCUCGCAACGAGGAAGCUUCACUACGUGGAACAUGAAGGACGGAAAACAUUAUCACAAUUUCAUCACGUGGAAAGAUCUGCGUGCUGACGGCAUGGUGAAGGAAUGGAACUCCUCGAUGACGAUGAAAGGACUGCGCAUAGGAUCGCAGAUCCUCUACACGUUAUCCAGGAGGAAACGAUUUCUAGCCGCCAGCGUCUUCAGAUUCAUGAACACGCAGAUGUCUUUGAGACUCUUAUGGACGUUGCAACACGUGCCAGGUUUACAGGAGGCAACGAGCAGCGGAAACGUGGCCUUCGGAGGUGUCGAUUGCUGGCUUUUGUAUAAACUGACAGGUAAACAUGUGACGGACAUCUCGAGUGCAUCGGCGACCGGUCUCUUCGACCCGUUCACGUUGAGCUGGUCAGGUUUGAUGAUCAAUCUGCUUAAAAUUCCGUACAAUAUCUUUCCGGAAGUGGUGGAUACCGUCGGUGACUUUGGCACCACUCCCGUAGAGUUGUUCGGUGUCGCGAUACCGAUAGUUUGCUCGAUGGCAGAUCAAUCCGCCUCGCUGUUCGGUUCAGGUUGCAUAGCGCCAGGGGACCUGAAGAUCACGAUGGGAACCGGGACAUUUGUAAAUGUGAACACUGGGACGAAAGCUCAUGCCUCAAUCACAGGUUUAUAUCCUCUGAUAGCGUGGCGUAUUCAGGACGAAUUGGUGUAUUUGGUGGAAGGUGCGUCAAACGACACCGGAGUGCUGAUUGAAUGGGCAAAGAAAAUUGGUAUCAUUAACGAUCCCAAUGAAACAUCCCCUUUAGCGAGCGCGUUAAAUGACUCCGACGGUGUGUACUUCGUACCUGCGUUCAGCGGACUGCAAGCUCCAAUAAACGAUUAUUCCGCAGCUACCGGGUUCAUAGGCAUAAAACCAACGACGGAAAAGAAUCAUAUCGUUCGUUCUCUGUUAGAAAGUAUCGUCUACAGGAUACUACUACUCUACGAGUCUCUCUGCUCGGAAACUGCCUUCUCGUAUAAAAAAAUACGCGUCGACGGCGGAGUGUCCAAAAAUAAUUUCGUGCUACAGUUGCUGGCCGAUUUGACUGGUCUUGACGUCGAACGAGCGACGAGCACGGAAAUGUCUAUUUUAGGAGUGACUUUCCUCGCCGGCUUACAAUGCGGCGUCUGGAAGACCAGGGAGGAGGUGUUGAAGCUCCGCAAAACGGAGACGGUGUUCGCGUCGAACGAGGCGAACAAGUCCCGGUACCAACCGAUAAUUGCUCAAUGGCGGCGAGCCGUUCAGAGGCUCGGUCAGUGGUACUGACGAUCACUGGAAAUGUAAUUUACCCUUCGCACUCCGAGCGAUUUUUGAUAUAAGCAACUCCGAAUCAGUUUUAACCCUCUGUAGGCCCAUGUAACUUUGAAGUCACGUGUCAGUUGGAAUCUUGUUGAUUUAUUUCAUUUUGCACUCAAAGUGGUGAAUAAAAUUAACCCUUUGCACUCGGGAGGUGACUCUUAGUCACCACUUGAUUUCCUACGGUGAAGCUUUAAAGUUUGGUAUUUAAUAUUAUACUUCAUAUAAUGCAUCAAUCUGAGAAAUAUUGACGUAAAUUAGCUUUGUUCAUCGAUUCGUGUGAAUUUCUCGAAAAUUACAAAAUAUAUUUGCUCGAAGAAAUUAUUGAAACUAUUGAAUACAUUGUUAAUUCGUAUUCAUAAGUGGAUAUUUAUUAAUUUUGUACUGCAUAGAUUUUGUUAUAAUCACGAACAAAAAUUCGUCCUAUAGAGGGUUAAUAUGAACUAUCAGCUACGCGUGCCUCUGUAAAAGAUUUAAGACCCUGCUUUGUCAUUAACACGUUGAACGCCGCGGGGGUCACCGGUGACCCCCAACCAAAUCGAAUUACUAUAGGUCACUCGAUUAAACGAUGGUUAUUUGAAAACAUUCAUAUAUUACAAAUAAUGCUAUCUAAUCUCGUAACAUUCAACUAGAUGACCGUGCAGUAAUAAUAACGCAAUUCAAUCAAAUGAUUUAAUAUCAUAUUUUCUUCAUUUUAUGUUUGAAAAACGAAGUUAUAAACUUAUCUUACAAUGUCGGAGUGCAAAGGGUUAAAGCACCAUCGAAGUCCACCCUCGAAAUUGCCAAGGAAGACCAAUAUACAAUUAAGUAAGAUAAUGAGUCUUAUUUGCUAACUUUGACACCAUGUUUCCUACUUGUAAAUAAAAUCGAUUCGUUUAUAAAAAAUGACAGUUAUCAUUAUUAUCUACGCAAAGUCAAUAAGAGAAUAC
Nomia melanderi (Alkali bee) is the source of this 3403-nucleotide messenger RNA. NCBI's taxonomy places the organism in Eukaryota, Metazoa, Arthropoda, Insecta, Hymenoptera, Halictidae. The record is from RefSeq and is a predicted model, not a curated record.